AUGGGACCCUAUAAAGCCCCAGGCCCUGAUGGUUAUAGCCCCUAUUUCUAUCAAUCCCACUGGUAUAUGGUGGGUAAGGAGGUUUGUCAUGCUGUCCUUUCCUUCCUCAAGUCUCCUUCAAAUAUUGCCACCAUAAACGACACUUUUCUGGUGUUAAUUCCUAAAUCUAGUAACCCUAAAAGUGUUUCUGAAUAUAGACCUAUAAGUCUAUGUAAUGUUAUCUAUAAGAUUAUCACCAAGAUGCUUACUAACAGACUGAAACCUAUUAUGUCUUUUCUCAUUUCACCAAACCAAUGUGCCUUUGUACCUAGAAGACAAAUUUCUGAUAACAUAUUGGCUGCCUAUGAAACUCUCCAUACCAUGACCACACAACUCUCUAGGCAUCAAGGCUUUAUGGUUCUAAAGUUGGAUAUGAGUAAAGCCUAUGAUAGGGUGGAGUGGAUGUUUAUUCAAGCUGUUUUAUUGAAACUGGGGUUUAAUGCUCAAUGGGUUGCCUUAAUCAUGGCAUUUAUUUCUUCCUCAUCUUUUUCAGUUUUAGUAAAUGGUGUUCCUCACCAUUCCUUUAGACCUGGUAGAGGCCUUAGGCAAGGCUACCCCCUUUCCCCUUACCUAUUUAUCCUUUGUGCCGAGGCCUUAAACUCUCAAUUGCUUGCUGCUGAACAUCAUAGGAAUACUAAGGCUGCAAUAAAGAGGUACCUUAUGGAGGUGGCAGGUCUUCAUGCUUCUACUAAUCUGGACAAAUAUUUGGGGCUCCCCUCUGUUGUUAGCAUGUCUAAAAUGAGGGCUUUUCAUGGCAUAGUUGACAAGGUGAUCAAACGGUUGGAUAAUUGGAGGAAUAAGUUUCUGUCUAAAGCUGGGAAGGAAAUACUUAUCAAAGUUGUUCUGCAAGCUUUACCUAACUACAGUAUGAGUGUAUAUUUACUUCCAAAGGCCCUAUGUUCUAGAUUGCAUUCAUGCUUUGCCAAGUUCUGGUGGGGACAUCAAGACAACCGCACUAAGAUACAUUGGAAAAGCUGGGAUUUCUUAAGUUCAGGCAAAGCUGUUGGAGGGUUGGGUUUUCAGGAUCUUCAUAGUUUUAACUUAGCCUUAUUGGCCAAGCAGGCUGGCCUUGGUUCAAGACCCUCUUACCUUUGGAGAAGCAUGUUUCAAUCUAUUCCUCUAGUUGAGGAAGGCCUCAUGUGGCAAGUGGGGGAUGGUACCAAGAUUAGAAUAUGGAAAGAUAAGUGGCUGCUAAGAAAUUCUUCCAACAGGAUUCAAUCACCUGUGGUUGUUCUUCAUGAGGAUGCUGUUGUAGCUGAGUUGAUUGAUGUCCACACAAGAUGGUGGAAUAUGGAUCUUCUUCGAACAAUGUUUCAAGAGGAUGAUGUCCAAGAGAUUCUCAAGUUACCUCUGUGUUUCCUGCCACACCCUGACACACUGAUGUGGAAAGGAACUGUCAAUGGGCUUUUUUCAGUUCGAAGUGCUUAUCAUUUGCAUAAGCAAUCCCUCUCCAGAGCUUCUGGUGAAUCUUCUCUAACUGGGACUAGAAUUUCUGUUUGGAAGAGACUAUGGUCUUUACCAACUACUAAUGCAGUGAAACAGUUUGUGUGGAGUGCUUGCACAGAUUCACUGCCUACUCGAGCUAAUUUACAUAGGAGGAAGGAGAUUGUACUGUUUGUCACCUUAGCUCGUCUCAUCUGGUUUAGGAGAAAUGCUUGGCUUCAUGAUGGUCCAUUUCAAGAUCCCAAGGUGCUCUAUAAAACUGCCAUUCAAGCUGUUGAUGAUUACACUACAGCCUCUUCCACUCCUGCAAGUUUGGUUUCUCAUCCUGUUGGUGUUGCUUCUCAUUGGCAACCACAUUCAUCAGCUUGGGUGAAAGUCAAUUGGGAUGUUGCUGUCAGGUCUGCAUCUUAUAAGCUUGGUGUGGGUGUGGUGAUCUGUGAUUCAAAUGGGUCUGUGUUGGCAAGUCUGAUGCAACCCUUGGCAUAUUGCACUAAUCCUGUUUUGGCAGAAGCUCGAGGUCUAAUUUUUGAAGUGCUAUUUUGCCAGGAAUUGGGCCUUGAUUAUAUUAUCUUUGAGGGGGACAGUAGCCAAGUUGUUCAUGCUGUUUUGCGAAAGGCAACUCCUGUUGGGCAAUUGCAGGGCCUGGUGUCUGAUGUUUGCAGUCUUUUGAGCCAUAUGCAGCGGAAGAUUUCACAUGUUAAGAGAAAGUUGAAUGAGGUUGCUCAUUGCUUGGCCCAAUCUACAGCUAAUCUAGAUAUGGAAAUAAUCGAUAUAGAUUGUAUUGCUGAUUGCAUCUAUUCUCUUGUACUGGCUGAGUGCCAUGUUUAA
Messenger RNA from Carya illinoinensis, 2310 nucleotides. RefSeq lists its product as uncharacterized. Bases 1 to 2310 code for a protein of 769 amino acids. NCBI's taxonomy places the organism in Eukaryota, Viridiplantae, Streptophyta, Magnoliopsida, Fagales, Juglandaceae. Gene Ontology annotation, molecular function: nucleic acid binding; RNA-DNA hybrid ribonuclease activity. The record is from RefSeq and is a predicted model, not a curated record. The transcript has 4 exons.